UGGUACCCUGUUACCCUGUGUGUCCCUCUGUAGUUGUACCCUGUUACCCUGUGUGUCCCUCUAUAGUGGUACCAUGUUACCCUGUGUGUCCAUCUAUAGUGGUACCCUGUUACCCUGUGUGUCCUUCUAUUUAUAGUGGUACUAUGUUACCCUGUGUGUCCCUCUGUAGUGGUACCCUGUUCCCCUUGGUAGUAUUUUCAGAUUUACCCUGUCUCUCCCUCUCUGGAACUGGAAGUGUGUCCCUCUGUGUACUCCGUAGAGAUGCCCAUGUUGGAGGGGGAGGAGGGGCUGAGGCUGUGGCACCUGGUGAAGUCCAGCGAGGAACCAGAGAUUCCCAAACACAGCAGCGUGAGAGAGAGGGAGAGGGCCAAGGCCAUUCCAGAGAUCUACCUUACACGUCUACUAUCGAUGAAGGGGACGCUGCAGAAGUUUGUAGACGAUGUGUUCGUAGCCAUCCUCAACACCAAGCGCCCUCCUCCUAUUGCUGUGCGUUUCUUCUUUGACUUCCUGGAUGACAUGGCAGAAAAACACGGCAUCGACGACCCCGAUACCGUGCACAUCUGGAAGACCAAUAGCCUGCCUCUGAGGUUCUGGGUGAACAUUUUGAAGAAUCCUCAGUUCGUAUUUGAUGUCCAGGUGACGGACAGCGUGGACGCCGUCCUCUCUGUCAUCGCUCAGACGUUCAUCGACUCCUGCACCACCACCGAACACAAAGUCGGACGGGACUCUCCAGUGAACAAGCUGUUGUACGCCAGAGAGAUCCCCAGAUACAAGCAGCUGGUCGAGAGGUACUACAGUGACAUCCACAGUGCAGCGUCUGGCUGUUACCAAGAGAUGAACUCUACUCUAACAGAGUUGUCUGGGAGUUUUGCCUCAGAGAUGAACAGUCUGGUGGCUCUGCACGAGCUGUACAAGUACAUCAACAAGUACUAUGACCAGAUCAUCGCGUCUCUGGAAGAGGAUGCAGCGGGACAGAAGAUGCAGCUGGCCUAUCGUCUACAGCAGGUUGCCGCCCUGGUGGAGAACAAGGUCACUGACCACUAACUAGGGAUGGAAUGUAAAGGGCUCUGUCAGUCAAAACCCACACAGCACUAUGAAGUGCCCCUGAGCUCUGACGUCAUCUAUAGCAUGUUACUGUACAGCCCCUGAGCUCUGACGUCAUCUAUAGCAUGUUACUGUA
Molecule: messenger RNA, 1180 nt
Organism: Salmo salar (Atlantic salmon)
Lineage: Eukaryota; Metazoa; Chordata; Actinopteri; Salmoniformes; Salmonidae
Product: plexin-B3-like
Biological process (GO): negative regulation of cell adhesion; semaphorin-plexin signaling pathway; regulation of cell shape
Cellular component (GO): semaphorin receptor complex; plasma membrane
Molecular function (GO): semaphorin receptor activity
Source: RefSeq, a predicted model, not a curated record